AUGCCCUCGGCGUCCCCGGUCACUGAAUCCACACUCAAGUCAUCCGCGGGCAAAGCCCGCAAAGCUCCACUCACCGAUGUUGCGGCGGAGACGGUCGGGACCUAUGUCCGCUUCCGGCGGUCGGGGGAGCUGCCGCCCCAGUUCCUGACGCACGCGCAGCGCGCCCUCUACCGCCUCGUGAACCUGCCCACCUGGCCUGGGGGCCAGCUCUCGAGCCUGAACGGGGAGAUGGAGGCGAUCGUGAACUGGCACGUAAAGGAUAUGACGCCGGGCGACGUCGAGGCGCGCGUCUUGGUGUCGAUGAGGCGGGAUCUGUCCUCUGUCCGGCCUUUCACGUACAGCGAAACAAGCGUACAGCGAACUCUGGCGCGAUCCCGCCCCAAUCCGGACGAGAGACUGCUGCCGCGCUCGUGUUCCGGCUCGUCGACGGACUCGAGCUCGACCGCGUUUCCCGAGACAAGCCCGGACCUCAACAUAGCGCUCGAGUGGGGCUCGUUCGCGGUCCACUCCCUCGUCACGGCCCACAAGCUCGGCGAGGGCGAUCCAAGCGACGUCAGUGCGCGCCUCGCGCUGGCGGAGAAUCUGGUCCAGUUGGCCAGUGCGCACGAGGCGUUCGGGACGGCCCUGGGCGCCGUGCUGGUUAACGGCACUUACGCCCGGCUGCUCGUGCUCCGGCCGGGUCUUGUUGCCGUGGAGAACACGGCUGGGGCCGGGUCGAGGCGGGAGCUGAAGGAGGCUCUGGCUGGAACGGAGGCUCAGAAGGCGCAGGGGACGCAAGAAACGCGAGAAACGCAAGAGCGACAGGGAUCGCAGAGUGUGGCCGAUUUCUGCAACAACGCACGCGUGGGCAGCUGGCCGCACCAGCUCCGAGCCACCGAGCUUGACAGCGCUGGAGCAUACUUGGACUGGGCAAGGCGGGCCGUGGACCAGCUGAGGCCGUAUAGCGUGCACCACGCCCCGGGCCGACUGGCCUUUACGCCAUGGCACGGCGACCGCGUCAACGAGGACAUCGACGGGGACGCUACGCCGAAAGCCUCCGCGACACAGCUCCCGGAAGAGGAGCCAGCGACGGAUGGGAGAGACGCGCCACAGAGCGAAGACGCACCCGACGAGAAGGAGGAGGAGGACGAAGACGACGACGGGCUCCCCCUGGGCGCCACAGCUCGGAGCUUUAGCUUCGCGCGGACGAUGCGGAUCUUGACGGACUCUCUGCGGGACUGGCGUGUGGUCGCUGUCAGCCCGGGGUUGAUAGAGCAGCUGGCGGAGCGCGUGCUGGGAUGA
Trichosporon asahii var. asahii CBS 2479 is the source of this 1281-nucleotide messenger RNA. RefSeq lists its product as uncharacterized. Lineage: Eukaryota; Fungi; Basidiomycota; Tremellomycetes; Trichosporonales; Trichosporonaceae. The transcript is spliced from 2 exons. The record is from RefSeq and is a predicted model, not a curated record. Bases 1 to 1281 code for a protein of 426 amino acids.